UUUUUUUUUCUUAUUUUACUUCUCGUUGUUUUCACCCGUUUGGGAGAACAAUCUCGAUCACCUCCUCAGCAAAAGGCAGCUUCCCAAGCAGCAGGCAGGCCUCAAUAAAAGGCUGGUGGGCGUGUUCCCCGCCCGAGGCCGGUAGUUGGACCGCGAGGAGGCUGGGGAAACCAUCCCACACUGGAGCAGCGAGUAUAAAGAGCCUGGCUGCAGCCGCGGGGCAGCUCUGGGCUUCGCAGGGGGACACACAAGCCUCGUAGGUCCACAUCCGAGCCGAGUUUCAGUCCGGACACCACGAAGAUGGCACCCAUUGGGGGCAAAAAGGCCAAAAAGGGCAUCCUCGAACGUUUAAACUCUGGAGAGGUUGUGAUUGGAGAUGGAGGGUUUGUCUUUUCACUGGAGAAGAGGGGCUAUGUGAAGGCAGGCCCCUGGACCCCGGAAGCUGCUGUUGAGCACCCAGAAGCAGUUCGCCAGCUUCACCGAGAAUUCCUCAGAGCUGGAUCCAAUGUCAUGCAGACCUUCACCUUUUAUGCGAGUGAAGACAAGCUGGAGAACAGGGGGAACUAUGUGGCAGAGAAAAUAUCCGGGCAGAAAGUCAACGAAGCAGCUUGUGACAUCGCCCGGCAAGUGGCUGAUGAGGGAGACGCUUUGGUGGCAGGAGGCGUGAGUCAGACGCCUUCGUACCUCAGCUGCAAGAGCGAAACUGAAGUUAAAAAAGUAUUUCAGCAGCAGUUAGAGGUCUUCAUGAAGAAGAAUGUGGACUUCUUGAUUGCAGAGUAUUUUGAACAUGUUGAAGAGGCCGUGUGGGCGGUUGAAGCCUUGAAAGCCUCUGGAAAGCCAGUGGCAGCGACCAUGUGCAUCGGCCCCGAGGGAGACCUGCACGGCGUGACCCCCGGCGAGUGUGCAGUGCGCCUGGUCAAAGCAGGAGCUUCCAUCGUUGGUGUGAACUGCCAUUUUGACCCCACAAUUAGUUUGCAAACAGUGAAGCUCAUGAAAGAAGGCCUGCAGGCUGCCGGGUUGAAAGCCCACCUGAUGAGUCAACCCUUGGCCUACCACACUCCUGACUGUGGCAAACAGGGAUUUAUCGAUCUGCCAGAAUUCCCCUUUGGACUGGAGCCCAGAGUCGCAACCAGGUGGGACAUUCAAAAAUACGCCAGAGAGGCCUACAACCUGGGGGUCAGGUACAUCGGCGGGUGCUGUGGAUUCGAGCCCUAUCACAUCAGGGCGAUUGCAGAGGAGCUGGCCCCAGAAAGGGGCUUUUUGCCACCAGCUUCAGAAAAACAUGGCAGCUGGGGAAGUGGUUUGGACAUGCACACCAAACCCUGGAUUAGAGCCAGGGCCAGGAAGGAAUACUGGGAGAACCUUCGGAUAGCCUCAGGCAGGCCGUACAACCCUUCCAUGUCAAAGCCGGAUGCCUGGGGAGUAACCAAAGGAACCUCCAUGCUGAUGCAGCAGAAAGAAGCCACGACUGAGCAGCAGCUGAGAGAGCUCUUUGAAAAACAGAAAUACAAAUCUGCGUAGUCGCCUCAGUGGAACCCAAUUUUGUGAAUUCUUCUAUAUUUGGGCCACAGUUCUUAGAAAUAAGGAAAAGAUGGUUAAAAUACAAUGCUCCUAUUAACGCCAGCCUAUACAUCAAAUUGGUAUGAGCUGAACAAAACAGAGUUACAGACAGCACUUGACAAUGUUAAAAGUAUGUUUUAGAAGUUUCCUUAGAAGCAACAUAAGUACGAAGCGAAUCUUAAGCAGGUUUACUAAGAACCCACUGUGUAGAAGGCAUUGAGGAAAUCGCUGUGGCCAAGGAAGGGUAAUCCUGACGUUAAUCCCCACUUCAAGACGCUCACAGGCUAGUGAGGAGGAUUAGACAUGAACUGUCAUAAAGGGCUCCGUGACCAGAUUGGGACAGAUAAAGUGAUAUAGGGAAGUGACUUCCAAGCUCCUGCGAACAUGACCCUUGGCAAGAAAUACAAUUUCAUAUAAUGACCCAGGGAGGCACAUACCAUACAACCACUGAAAUAAAAUGUGUGGUCUAUUCUGGUA
Myotis davidii is the source of this 2037-nucleotide messenger RNA. RefSeq names its product betaine--homocysteine S-methyltransferase 1. The record is from RefSeq and is a predicted model, not a curated record. Gene Ontology annotation, molecular function: betaine-homocysteine S-methyltransferase activity; zinc ion binding. Bases 301 to 1521 code for a protein of 406 amino acids. NCBI's taxonomy places the organism in Eukaryota, Metazoa, Chordata, Mammalia, Chiroptera, Vespertilionidae. The transcript is spliced from 8 exons.